GGUUUGUCCACUGUUUCUGCUUGUAUGAGAUCACCGCAAAUGACUAACCGGCCUGUAGUCCUUCCAACACUUUGGACCUAUCCGACGGCAAAAAUGCGUCUUGCGUAUCUCUUCCUCUCCAUCUUUGUUGCAUCAGUGGCUGCAGCACCCAACGCGUGCACUCCCACCGGCCUGCCCUGCGACGCGCAGACUCCUUGCUGCUCGAAAGUUUGCUUGAUCAAGGGUGAAAUCGGUGACCCCAACGAGAAUGGUACCUGCGCGUGAGCUUUUAAGGGGGGUACUUAAGCUGUAUCUAGAAUUUCCAGUCACCUCAACAGCUCGAGUGCAAUAUGAC
Aspergillus alliaceus is the source of this 334-nucleotide messenger RNA. RefSeq lists its product as uncharacterized. The transcript has a single exon. NCBI's taxonomy places the organism in Eukaryota, Fungi, Ascomycota, Eurotiomycetes, Eurotiales, Aspergillaceae. The coding region runs from base 25 to 264 and encodes 79 amino acids. The record is from RefSeq and is a predicted model, not a curated record.